GCUCCGUCGGCUUGCUCAGGCUGAGGGAAGUUUUAUGCGGUCUGAGAGAUCAGGGCAACGUUAUUUAGGUUGACAUUUGCUGAGUUGUUGCUCACUAGUUCGCAAAUGGUGUUAAGACAUGCCGCUUUAAAACCAUCCUCAGCCGAAUCUAGAAACUGUUCGGAUAUGACCGGAACUGCAGCUUUAAAGACGGACGCUAACGUAGUGGUCCUGGGAGCAGACAGGGUCGGCAAAACUGCGCUCACAGUACGUUUUCUAACUCGGAGAUUCAUUGGAGAAUAUGGAGAUAUUGAAUCAAUAUACAGGCACAACGUUAUUGUGGAUGGAAGAGAGAUUUCUUUCAGUAUCUGGGACUGCCCGUAUUCGCAGGACCUGUCUGAAGUGAAGUGUAUCCAGGAGAAGAGGACCCAGUGGGCGGAUGGCUUCAUUCUGGUGUACAGCAUCUGUGACCGAGCCAGCUUCAGCAUCAUCCGCCAGCAGAUCCAGUGCAUCAAAGCCACGAAGGAAUACCUGGGUGUGGAGAAGGUGCCCAUCGUGAUCGUGGGCAACAAGCGGGACCUGCACCACCUGAGGACCGUGUCCAGUGAGGAGGGCAGGCUCCUGGCCCUAUCCACAGACUGUGGGUUUUACGAGGUGUCUGCAGCAGAGACCUACCACGGCGUCCUGCUGGUAUUUCACGGGCUGCUGGAAAAAAUCCGAGACUCCAGGACCUCGGCCAAGAAGCCAGCCGGGAUCAAGAGCAUUGUGAAGAGCAUGUCUGCGGUAUUCGCAAGAAAGAGGACGGACUCUGUGUAGCAAACCGGACCCGGGGGCUGCUGCCACACUCCGGCUUUCAGUAACUCUUCCUGCUGUUAAACUGCUGGCUUACUCACCCUGGCUGCUUAGUAAAACUGUUUUUAAAAAAGAAAAACAUAUUUUAAUUAGGGUGAGCUUUUUAAAAGCGGUCCCCAUUAUGGCAUUAAAGUAGAAACAGUGGAAAAGGGUUUUCAUGUAUUGUACCAAACACUCCUAAUCAAAACGGAAAUGCUUAAAAUCAAAUCGUGUUAGAAAAAAAAAAAAAAGCAUAUUUUUGGGAAGGACUGUAAGUAGAUGAUCAGGGUGACUGUACUGAACUAGUUUCCUGAGAAGCACUUAAUGGAUGAAGUGGAGAGUGGUUAAAGGGGAGGUAAGGACAGCUGCAAUGAGCAAGGUCGUAACACAACACUUAAUCAGGGCGAGUGGCAAGGAAGUAAAUACUGAAUCCAAAGUGAGCAGCACUAGCGAAAUAUUACAAUACUGAACAGGUCAGCAACACAAGGAGGUGCUGCCGGCUGUGUGUUCCUUUCCAGUCACUUAGUUUAACAGAAAAGGUCCCUUGAGAUGAGACACACGUCCAUUAUAAGGAGAUCCCAGGGGAAACAGAGUGUGAUUUGGGUCUGUCAGGCACCUCAGGAAACCCUUUGUUGAGCCCCAGUUGCUUUUGCAACCCGGUGAACCUUGUCUAUAUUCAUUUUACACUACCUCCUUGUGGAUACUUUGUCCCUUGUUUCGUUAUUCUAUUCACCAAUGCAAUACACAAUCCUCUAUCUGCCCGCUGUCCUGCUGUAUCUGAUACCCAUAACAUUGCAACGUCUGUGUUUGUAUUUAGAUUGUAAUAAAGAGUAAUAUUGGUAUAUGAAGCUCAAACCUGCCAUCUUUGCAUUCACACCCACAUCAAAGCCAAUAUAUCAAAGGAGAGCCUUCCAGAAUUAUAAAGUUUUGAACAAAAGUAUUGACAAGAAUCUCUGUCCAAACCCUGAAAUGGAAAGCGGGUAUUCUUCCAGACUGGCUGGUAUAUAUUUGUACCCUUAAAGAAAGGUUGAAGCCCUGUGUAAUAGGCAUGCAGGGCAAUAAAACACUGGGGUAGUGUAAAGACAGAAAACUAAAACAGAAGCAAACACCACUCCUGGACAUGCACAAUGAAAAUGUGUUGAUGCCACUUGUAUAAUGAACUGUAAAUAUGUACAUGUACUAAUUUAAGUUAAAUGUAAAAUAUUUCUAUUCUUUUUCAGCUCAUGCUGUAACAAAUACACAUAAAGAUCUUAUCUUUACUACUG
Messenger RNA from Polyodon spathula (Mississippi paddlefish), 2075 nucleotides. Its product is annotated as ras-related and estrogen-regulated growth inhibitor-like protein. The transcript has 4 exons. Bases 106 to 795 code for a protein of 229 amino acids. Gene Ontology annotation, molecular function: GTP binding; GTPase activity. The record is from RefSeq and is a predicted model, not a curated record. NCBI's taxonomy places the organism in Eukaryota, Metazoa, Chordata, Actinopteri, Acipenseriformes, Polyodontidae.